Molecule: messenger RNA, 1521 nt
Organism: Colletotrichum abscissum
Lineage: Eukaryota; Fungi; Ascomycota; Sordariomycetes; Glomerellales; Glomerellaceae
Exons: 1
Coding region: 1-1521 (506 amino acids)
Source: RefSeq, a predicted model, not a curated record
AUGUCGCUCUCCCUGUCUCCUCUGCUCGACGCACUACCGACGGACUUUGUACCCGAGUCAAGCGGACUUGUCCACCCCCGCCCAACUGUCACUGCCUCGCCUGCGUCGUCCAUCUGGAGAGAUCUCCCCGAGGCUGUAUUUCGCCAACACGUCGUUGCGUUGGAGAAGCUGACCAACGCUGUUCCUGUCGACGCCAAAUCCUUCCCGCUACCAUCCCAACUGACGGCUUCUUCUGACGGGUUCGCGGGAGCUCGUGCUAAAGUGCUUGCAGAUGGCUCUUCAGAGGCCAUUGUGACGGAUGUCCAUUACCGAGAGUCCGCGGAGCAACUCAGAAAUCCUCGUCCCCGCCUGUUGACAAUUGCCACGGAACAACGCCUGGCAGACGAUAUUGCCUACCUUGUCGCCGUUGGAGAAGGAGCGCAGUCCGUUGCUGCUGCCACUGUCCAGGAAAGUCGCAUAAAAGUCGACGUUGCAACAGGAGGCCUCGAUGGAGGCCCCAAUCAAGAUCAACAAGCGCUCCCAGCAGCAAGUCUCAAAGUCACCAUCGCCUCCGCAGAUGCGAUCGAGCCCAACUCCCAGGCUUUCCUACGCUCUGUUUUCCAGAUACUCUCUGCCCCGCCGCUUGCCAAGCCCUUACAUAGCCUCUUGGACCUGGUCAUCCGGCAUCAUCAAGCUCGCCUUCUCAACCGUCUUCGAUCCGCUAAGUGGAAGAAGCCAACCUAUCUCUCCCGUACUCACAAGAAACCCCUGUAUGCCGACUUCGCCAACCUCAUCCACCGUGCACAGUUCCUUUACUCCAAAAGAGAAUCAACCGCGCGGGCUGAGCUAGAAAGCCAACUCUCGGAGAUGGCCGCCCUGCUCGAAGCUUUUGAGACGGAAUCAGACGACCACGAGAAGCUAGUCGAAAUCGCUAAGUCUAGCUACCAGCUUUGCGCGUCACCCCUGAUCGCAAAUUAUCUCGAACGCUUACAAGCCAUCAGGGCAACAGCGCAAAUUCAGGCUUGUCUCAAAACCUUGCGUCAGCUUGAAAAGAUCGCAGCCUACUAUCGCAUAUGUCAAACUCUGACUGAUUUGUCCCACACACGUCCAAUAGUCUUCAACAGCGCUAAGCUCGUUUUCUUACCUCCUUACGAGGCAGUGCCUCUAACUCUCGCCUACCAGCCGUGGGCAAAAUCUACCCACGUGCAUGCAGAAGUCAUUCUGUCUGUACAUCAUGACUUGGAGAAAUCUGACAGUCCUUGGCACAAGCCAAGAUGUCUAGGCGCCUCCAAGUACUUUUGCUACCUCUGCUUCUUGUUCAUCCGACAUCAUGGGACCUAUUUUGCGGCCAAUACGCACGGGGCUUGCUACGACCAAUGGACUAUCCCAGACCUUGCGGACUAUCCUCAGCCCCUCGCAGACCACUACAGGAAAGUUGUGCGAGCAAUGGAUGAGGAAGUUCAACAUCAAACGCAUGGCGCGACAUGGAGACCGGAGCCGAUGACGAGCCGGGAGAACUUGAUAGGACUAAUAGACGGAUAG